CGACGCAAACGCGGCUUUCUUGGAUGGCCUCGAUCAACUGCCUCCAGCCGCAGCCUCGUGGGACAGCAACGACGGUUUCGAUGUAGACCUUGGAACACGACAGGGAGAUCUUAUGGAUUCCUUGUUUUUGUUGUUCGGCCUUCUCCUUCUCGUAAAAAAAUGAUGAGGAUCAUGACAAAAUGAUUCUUUCAUUUUUGGAGGAUGUCGAUUACACCUGAUAUUGAAAGCAUGUGGUGUAUCGAGUUCGAGCGUCCUUCCUUGUUGCUUCUAAUAUCCUAACCUCAAGUGCCUCAGGAGGAGACGAUCGCGGAAAUGGCACAUCUUCUCUUGGUUCUCCCUACAAUGUGCUUUCUGUCUGCGCAUCAUUGCUAGGUAGCGACAAAGCCGAAGCUAUAGCUGCUCUGAGAAUGGCCCAAAUGAAUCAGGAACCGGCCACCGGUUUCGCCCAUCCGAGGCCAAAAACGUAUGAUAUCAAUGGUCACUCUGCUGGACGAGUGCAUGAUGUGCCUGGUGAAGAUGGGCAAGUACGACCUGGUGAAGCUGUUGUACACGUAGUUGGAGACGAAGAGGAAGUCGGCCGCGAUGGCACAGACCAAGAACUACAGACAAACAAGAG
Amoebophrya sp. A25 is the source of this 616-nucleotide messenger RNA. The record is from the annotation of a GenBank genome assembly. Lineage: Eukaryota; Dinophyceae; Syndiniales; Amoebophryaceae.